This is a messenger RNA of Ipomoea nil (Japanese morning glory), 624 nucleotides long. RefSeq names its product pathogenesis-related genes transcriptional activator PTI6-like. Gene Ontology annotation, biological process: regulation of DNA-templated transcription. Lineage: Eukaryota; Viridiplantae; Streptophyta; Magnoliopsida; Solanales; Convolvulaceae. The coding region runs from base 1 to 624 and encodes 207 amino acids. Gene Ontology annotation, molecular function: DNA binding; DNA-binding transcription factor activity. The transcript has a single exon. The record is from RefSeq and is a predicted model, not a curated record.
AUGCUACGGAACAGAGUUCUAUGGAUCGUGGUCACUGACAGUGCCGCCACAGACUACUCCGAUGAUGAAGGGGAGAGGGCGGUGGGGAUGUGGAGGAGGGUGAAGAGGCACAUGUGGGGGAUCAAGUUUGUGCCGAUGCCGCCGUUUGAUGCCUGCAGCCAAAAGUUCAGAGGAGUGCGUAAGUGGCCAAGGGGGCGUUGGGCGUUGGAGAUUUGCGACCCCACCCGGGGGAAACGCCUCUGGCUCGACACCUAUGACAGCCCGGAAGAAACUGUCGUCGUGUACGACAACGCCUCCGUGAGACUAAAAGGCCUUGACGCCGUCACCAACUUCUUGAAAAAUACGGUAACCGAGACGGCCGUUGAUACCUCGCUCACCUCAAGCAACACGGCUCUAUCCCCCGCCUCCGUCCUCUGUUACGACGACUUCACUCCGUUCGAUAGACCUGUGCAGAGUACCUUCAUCCCAAACGAAGCUGCCGCUGUCAACGAAUUCAAGGCGUUAGAUAAUCUGGAUUUCGAAAACUUUGACUUUGACUUUUACUUCUUCGGCUUAACAAUUUUUCCAUUAUUCCCAACACACUGCGUCCAUGAAUUUGACGAGUUUGAUGCUGAAAAUUAUUAG